This is a messenger RNA of Mauremys mutica (yellowpond turtle), 764 nucleotides long. Its product is annotated as C-type lectin domain family 2 member D-like. Lineage: Eukaryota; Metazoa; Chordata; Testudines; Geoemydidae. The transcript has 5 exons. The coding region runs from base 1 to 591 and encodes 196 amino acids. The record is from RefSeq and is a predicted model, not a curated record.
AUGGAGCCAGGAGCAAGAUCCAGUGACAGUGAAAAACCACUGAACGCAGAACCUCCUUGUAACUACAGGAAAUGUAACUACUACAAGAAAUGUACAGUUGUGCUCGCAGUUGCCCUCGCAGUUGUCUCCUUAUGUCUCAUCACUGUUAUUGUCCCGACAGUGCUGUUAUCUGGGCGUUCUUCAGCUGCUCAAGGCCCCGCGUGCGCAGACGGCUGGAUCGGGUACCGAGGGAAAUGCUACUAUUUCUCCGAGACUGAAGGAAACUGGACUAACAGCCACAGACACUGCUCCUCCCUCAGUGCCUCCCUGGCUGCAAUCGACAGUGAGCAGGAAAUGGCUUUCCUGCUGCGCUAUAAAGGCAAACCCGACCACUGGAUCGGCCUCCGGAGGGACUCGGGGCAGCCCUGGAAAUGGGCCAACGGCACUGAAUUCAACAGCCUGUUUCUGAUAGGAGGACGAGGUGACUGCGCGUAUCUGACUGAUCUGGGUGGGGUCAGCAGCUUGCGAUGCACCAGUGAGAGACACUGGAUCUGCACCAAACCUGAUGCAUUUACACAAGCACAGGAGGCUGCCGCGGAAGGGGACUCGUAAGAAGAGUAUUGUAGAAUUAGUCCUGGAAAAGCCGGACUGAUCUCUUUACAAUAUCACAUCUGAGCAAUUCCGGAAUAUCAGGAAAUGCUCUGCGCAUCGCUGGGCAGAACACUGUUGAUUCAGGUGAAAACCGGAAAAGCCAUUUGCACAUCUUGAUCUCCUGCCACCUAUUU